AUGCUAAACAUUAGGCAAAAGCUUCUGCGCUUGCUGAUAAUACUAGAACAGACACCCCAUAGCCGGUGCAGCCUCCAGCGCGGCGGAAAUGCGGAUCCCUUUGAGCGCGGCCCAAAGGCGGCUGCAGUGCUGCGGCGGCGCCUCCGGGUGUCGCUGUUGGCCGCCGCCGAGCGGCGCUGGAGCCGCAGCCGCCGCCGCCGCAGCGUCCUGCCCCCGCAGGCUGCUCGCUCGCCCGGCCAGUGGCGGCCAGAGCGGCAGCGGCACGGGCAGCAGAGGCGAGAGCGCUUCUCGCUGGCCGGCGCCGCCUUCCCGCCCGACUUCUGCGAGGGCACCUUGCCCUACUCCUACAACCUGUGCGUGGCCGCGCCGGCCCGCGCCGCCGCCGAGGCCGCUUGGCCGCCGCCGCCGCUGCCCAUCCUGCCCGCCGAGGAGCUUCUGGCCGGGGAGCCCUGCGACAAGCCGAACCCGAGCAGCAGCAGCGCCGUCGCGGGAGAGCCGCCCACUGUCACCGACGCACCACAGCGGCUCCGCUACGCCAUCCCCGAGGAGCUGCCCACAGGCUCGCUCGUGGGGCCGCUGGCACGGGACCUGGGGCUCAGCCCGGACGAGCUGCCGGCGCGCAAGCUGCGGGUGGCGUCUGCAGGCAAAAAGCAGCUGAAAUACUUCACCGUGAACGAGGAGAACGGGAACCUGUAUGUGAGCGAGAGGCUGGACCGGGAGGAACUGUGCGGCGAGUCGGCGUCCUGCUCUGUCAGCUUCGAGGCGCUGGUGCACAACCCGCUCAAUGUUUUCCACGUCCAGGUGGACAUCCAGGAUGUGAAUGACAACUCACCAUCUUUCAGCAAAGCUGCUCUGGAACUAGAGAUAGGUGAAUGGACGGUUCCAGGUUCUCGUUUUCCUCUGGAGAUGGCCCACGAUGAGGACGUGGGAAGCAAUUCUCUGCUGACUUACCAGCUCAGCAGCAACCCAUCCUUCAGUUUGGCGCUGAAGGAGAGUGAGGGCGAAAGCAAGCAGCCGGAAUUAGUGCUGGAGAAAACGUUGGACCGGGAGAAGCAGAGCUCUUUUGAGCUGCUACUGACAGCAGUAGAUGGCGGAGAGCCCAUGAGAACUGGGACUGUUCAGGUUCGUGUCAACGUGACAGACGCCAACGACAACCCACCCGUAUUCUCGCAGGAUCGGUACCGCACGAGCCUCCGGGAGGACGCACCGCCGGGUUCGGAGGUAUUGAAAGUGUCAGCCUCAGACGCGGACGCCGGCACCAAUGCUCGCAUCACCUAUCAUUUCGGCAAAAUGCCGGUCAAAGUGCUUGAAAAAUUCGUGGUGGACAGAGAGAGCGGGACAAUCACACUGCAGGAACCCGUGGACUUUGAGGACACGCGUGCCUUCAGCCUGGCCGUGGAAGCGAGGGACGGGGGCGGACUGGUGGCACACUGCAAGGUGGAGGUGGAGGUGCUGGACGUGAAUGAUAACACCCCCGAGAUCACGAUUCUGUCACUGUCGAGCCCCGUACCUGAGGACGCGUCGGUCGGCACCGUGGUGGCCCUGCUAAACGUGAACGACCCCGACUCCGGCGAGAACGGUGAGGUGUCGUGCGAGCUGUCGGGAGAGGCGCCGCUGUCGAUCGUGGCGUCGUCGGGCGGCUCGUACAAGGUGGUGACGGCGAGCGCGCUGGACCGCGAGCAGGCGUCCGAGCACCGCGUGACGGUGGUGGCCCGGGACCGGGGCAGGCCGGCGCUGUGGAUCCACGAGAUCUGCCCGUGGGCAAAGCACAGCAGAGAGAGCUCGGCAGCUCUCGGUGCCUGCAGUGCGGGGAGGAGGCUGCGGGCGCCGCUGUUGACCGAGAGGAGCGAGAGGAAGGUCGGAGCGCUGCAGCCCCGCCCGCUGCGGACCGGCUCGAUCGUCCUCUCACUCGCUGUCUCGGCGGCCGAGCGGUUUGCGAACGUUCCCCCGGUGCGGAGCCGAGCUCCAGCGGUGCGGAGGGGCGGGAGGCAGAGGCCGAGAGCGGUGAGCAGGUGUGAGAACCGGAGUCGGA
Molecule: messenger RNA, 2032 nt
Organism: Empidonax traillii (willow flycatcher)
Lineage: Eukaryota; Metazoa; Chordata; Aves; Passeriformes; Tyrannidae
Product: protocadherin gamma-B5-like
Exons: 4
Biological process (GO): homophilic cell-cell adhesion
Cellular component (GO): plasma membrane
Molecular function (GO): calcium ion binding
Source: RefSeq, a predicted model, not a curated record